GAGUUAUCUGGAAUAAAUUACAAUAAUAAUAGUAUUGCAAUAGUAACAAUCACAACUGAAAUACACAACAAUGCAGGCGAAUGCUUUUCACAAGAUGUUACUACUGCUUCCACUGGCGUUUUAUCAAUCAACAAAUGGUAUGGAAUGGAAUUACCUGAAGAAUGGCAAGGACUGGGAGGACCUCUGCUCCACCGGAAAACACCAAUCGCCGAUUUUGUUGGAUACUAAAACCGCACACAAGUUGGUCUCACCUCCGAUCACUUUCUGGAACUAUUAUAAGCUGCUUAAGCGUCCGUUUUACAUCAGAAACAAUGGACACUCCAUUAGCUUAGACAUUCCCGUGACGAGCAAUGGAAGGAAGCCCUUUAUAACCGGCGGCCGUUUGAAGGGUCGCUACUUUGCCGAUGGACUUCACUUCCACUGGGGUUCCUACAAAUCCCCCGGAUCCGAGCACUCGAUUAACAAGCGCCGAUACGACGCUGAAAUCCAUAUCGUCCAUCGGAACGAGAAGUACAAAAAUAUUGCGGAAGCCGUCCGUCAUAAGGAUGGCUUGGCUGUGGUCGCAAUCAUGGUUUCCAUUGUUAGGAAAGACAAUGCAAAAUCCACACCCUUGUCCAAGCUCAUGGAGGCAGUCGUGCGGGUGCCGAUUGAAAACUCCAACGCCACUCUUUUUGGCCAAUCAAGCUUGGAUCAGUUGAUCGGGGGUGUGAAGCACAAGGACUUCUUCACCUACGAAGGCUCACUGACCACGCCCCUUUGCGACGAGACUGUCUCCUGGAUUGUUUUCACCGAGAUUACGACCGUCACCAUUUCGUCCGUCUCAAAGUUUUGGCUGUUGCGAGACCACUGGGGCAACAGGCUGAUCAACAAUUAUCGGAUUGUCCAAGGUCUAAACGAUCGCACUGUGUUCUAUAGGACGGCCAGAUCUUCGAAAUCAUAAAUAUAUACCAAGGGCUACAAUCUCGAACAAUCACCCAAAGUCCCAGCCACGGAUUAGGAAAAAGUGGGACAAAGAGCAAAGACGAAGGUUUCCGCAGUGCAAGUCGAUCCAGAUGCUAUUUGAGUUUUGCUCAAGUUGUUACAACAGCUGUUAGUCUUUCUAUCAAGUUGUGAUAGAAGCACACCUUUAUUGAACAAUCAAAAAUCUAUAGUUUAGUUAAAGUGUGUAUGUAAAGUGCAUUAAUCUGAAGUAUAAGUAGUAGUAGUGUCAACAAGAGAGGUAGUCUGGGUUAUUAGUAUUAGUAUUGGUUACCCAAGAUCAGUAAGGGCAAUGCCUUGGUUGAACAAUCAGAUAAGCGCCUAAUGAGUUUACCUGCCAUCCAGACAGGUAAUUUAGCAAUUGCGCUGAUAGAUU
Messenger RNA from Drosophila simulans, 1354 nucleotides. RefSeq names its product carbonic anhydrase 2 (gene CAH16). The transcript is spliced from 6 exons. Gene Ontology annotation, molecular function: zinc ion binding; carbonate dehydratase activity. Gene Ontology annotation, cellular component: cytoplasm. The coding region runs from base 71 to 940 and encodes 289 amino acids. The record is from RefSeq and is a predicted model, not a curated record. NCBI's taxonomy places the organism in Eukaryota, Metazoa, Arthropoda, Insecta, Diptera, Drosophilidae.